GCCCAUCAGCAAUCCAAAUCCCAUAAACAAGUCCCGAUUCCCACUCAAUUAACAACUCGAUAACCAGUUAGUCAUAACUGACGAAUCUUUGCGAGGUAAAAAUAUGGAUUAUGCUAAAUAUAUCUAACAGUAUCUAUGAAGUUCAACUUGGGUAUCUAAUGAACAUUCUGUUUCUAAUUCCUGGAUAUUGAUGCUUAAGGUAAAUGCAGUUAGAAGUUUUGGUUACCUAAAAUCAAUCAAAUCAACUUGUAACGAAAUUGUCUAUAAAUGUCUAUAAAAAUAUAUAUGUAUAUCUAUAUAUUACGAUUUAUAGUAGUUCUAACAAUCACGUUGGUUCAGCAUUUUGAGGCACAUGUAAAUUGAACGCCUUAAACCAAUCAGCAUUUUCUUACGCGUUUUUUGCGCAUUUGCGCUGAUUGAAUUGAUUUUAGUUGUUGUUCUUUGAUGAUUUUGUUUAUUGCCGCGUAAAUAUGUGUACAAUAAUUAUUUACACAACUUAUUGACAAUCAGGAGUUUCGUUUCGUUUUUGGCAUCUCGGUCUCUCUGAUUCUGAUGCUGUAUCGCUGGCUUGGCUUUUUGUUUGCCUUCGAUUGGGAAAUGAGAGGGGGAAUCCGGAGGUGGAAAUCGGUAGAUGCUAAUUGAAUCGCAUUUGUAAAGCUCCUCAAAAGUGUGAGUGUUUUUUUUUAUUUUUUUUAUUUUUUAUUACCUUACUGCCAUGUGAGUGUGUGCGAGUGUGAACCUUUUGAGGAAGUAAUUUGAUUGUGUCUCUUGAUUUUUUUGCGAUGAUACAUGCAUUUGUUAUCGUUUUUUCCCUCCGAGAAUUUCCUGCCAUAAAGUCAACUGAAGUUGAUGAGCCGGCUAAAUCACAAUCAAGCGUCCUUUCUUACUUGGUUCAUCUAAGCGAUUGACUCACCUGCAUUUUUUACCUUUUUACAACUUUUUUUUAUCAGCCAUUGUGGGUGGAAUCAUUCGACGAAGUGCUAAGAGAACAGGAACAGCUGUGACACUUGUUAAUUGGGAUUGUCAAGUGAAAUACUACAUUGACAGCAAUGAAAACAGAACCGAACACAAAAAAGCAUGCAAAUUUAUAGAGCAAACAAUAAUUUUUUGCAUAAUUGACUGCGUUGAGGAAUUUUGCGAUGAGCACGUGCCUCUGGUGAAAUCGAUCUUUAAUGAAUAAUGCUGUGACAUUUAAUGGGCUAAAACAAAUAAUGGUAGAACUAAUGGAUAUCUAUAAGUGGUAGAGUAAUCCCAUUUAAUCACCAGUGGUACUUUAAAGCAGAUAAACAAAUCGAAUCAGCUUCCCUCGAUCUUGCGAAUUGUUUGUUGACUGUAACGAAAUUUAGUUUUACUUGAUAAGAACACAGCUGUUCGACAACUUCAAGGUCCAAUGGUGCCCACUUAUCUUAUAUAUGUAUGUACUCACUCUAUAUAGUAUAGCUUUAUCUGUACGUUGGUCAAACAUGAGUACGUUACGAUCUGAAUACCAAAUGAAUAUCAGUACGUAUGUAUGUAUGUAUCUGUAUUGCCUUAGAGCUCGUGGCUUAUCUCUCUUAAGCGCAUUUUGCCAAUAAUUCACUAUUAUCAAUGGAAAAUGGCAAAAGUUCACUUGUACACACAAAUUUGGGUGCACAUCGCACACAUGCGAGCCUACUUAAGUAAAUAACUUGAAUAAUAAUUAUUUGCUUAAACCGAAGGAGCCGCAGUGCCAUCGAUAAGAAAGUGUGCGAUACGUACUUUGAUCCGAGUAUCGUAAAAACAAACCAUAACCUAGUUUACAUGAUUUUCUCUAGUGAAAAUCUUAUAGGAAUAAACCGUUUUAUCAUUUCUAAGCUUAUAUAAAUAGUAUUAAUUGAUUGCUUUCUUUGUUUAGAGUUCUACGCUCUCUUGAUCGCUUUCAUGUGCUGUUUAAAAUUGAAUUUCAGUUUACUUUCUUUGUGUGCGGAAUGUGUUCGCACUCAAUUGGCAAGUUUUAGUUUAAUUGAAUUUUUUCUGUAGUUGCCUUGGCAACUGUUUUAAUGCUCCAAUUGAUGCAAUUAAGCACCAGCCAUGCAGUGUAGCCACUUUAUAUUCCUCUCGUGUUUUUCACAUGGAGAAAAGCAGGGGACUUUUUGUGCUUUUAAAAUGUAACUCUUAAAACGAAUUAAAAAAGAGGAGAACAUCAUAUACUGCAAAAGCUUUUACCCCAUAAAAAAACAACGUACCUGAAAGUAGGCAACAAUUUAUAUAGAAAAGGAUAUAAUUAAAUGAAGAAAGUCCUUGUUGGGUAUUAUAAAUCACAUUUUAAAGUUUUAAAGACUAGAAAAUAUUUUAUACAUUUUUGUGUUUAAUUUAUAUAGAAAUACGAAUUGCAAAUUUGAGUUUGAAUUGCUUAAAAGUACUCUGCAAUUUCAAAGGCGUAGAUGAGAUCUGCGACAUUCGGCGAAUUUUUCUCUCGGUGCAGCCCUACGCUCUACCCGUCUCUUUCUGCUCAAUUCACACCGUCUUGCUCACAUUUGUUGAUUGAUCUUUCGCUAUGGGCAAAUAUUUAAGCUGCCGUCUGAGCGUUGCCUUUUGGCCAGCAGACCGAAAACAUGUUUGAACAUCUAACACGCGUCAGACCGAAAACAAGCGGGUGCGAGCGGGAUGGGAAUGGUGUGCGAGCGAGAUGGCCGGUUGAAAUCGUUUAACAAUUUUUAUUUACUUUUUUAUUAACAAUUUCGCGGCUUUUUGCAGAUCACCAUUGUUGUGUCUGCGGUUUUUAUCAUAUUUUUCGAAUGUGUGUUUACAAAACCCCAAAAAUUAUUAUGCGCACUAAAUCUAAGGUCGACCUUAUGCUUUUCCCUACCAUUUUCAUAGUAUAUACUCUCAGUAUAGAUAGUAAUAAAACUAUGCUCUAUCUGGAGCAGAAAAAUACCACCCAUACAUGGGCAUUCAUUCCAAUGAUAACCAGAAAUGUUAUCAGUGAAGUUGCUUCUUCUGCUGAUUUUUCCUUCACGAUGGUUUGUCAUCGCAAGUAAAAGUAAAUUCGCAAAUCAGUCACGUGCGUUCGCCCUCUCACUCGCACCGCCACACCCACAGCGGAGUGCGUGGUGGGCGUAAGUGGGUGGGGGUCUGGCGGGUGGGAGGGAGACGGAAGACAAACAGCACGCGCCAAGUUAAUGCUACCCGAUUUGACUUUGCAGGCGAUAGCACAACAAAUAAUAAAUCAACAAAAACUCAUGUGUUUCCUCCGCACAAACAGUCAAACUUCAUUACCAAGCACUUUUGUAUGACCAGCAACUUUAAACGUACAUAAAGAACCAUAAUUAGUUAGUUUACAGUAAAACACUAAUACAGGGAACUUCACUAUAUAACAUCAUUCGAUUGAUUGUAUUUAGUGAUUUAAAGUCAACUGCAUGUAGAUUUAUAUAUAAAAUAUACAAUACAUUUAACUAGCAUUCUUUUGCUUUCUGUAUAUACAAGUUCUAUUUAAGGAAGGCCCACUGUAUUUCCUUACCAACGUUUUGGUAGUCGAUUGAAACUUGAUUAGCGCGCCAAACAUUUGAUCGUCAUUUGAAGUUGGAUUGAGCAGGUGGAUUUCCCAUGUAUGCCAGAAGCACUGAUUAGGAAUUGGUUAACCACGCAAGUGGUCCUCAAGCCACGACCCCGUUUGCCCCAUUUUCCAUGGGCAAUUAAGUAGGCCUUGACAUGGAAACAGUAAUUGUGCUAAUCGAUACCGCUACCGGUUGGAAAUCUGUACAAUUCCGCCAAGCCAAAUAAAGUUUACUGACCCCUUGCAGAAGCAUCGAAUAUUUGGCACAGCAGCCGGAAAAGUGGAGGUGGGUAGAGGAGGGGAGGGGAUAGGUGGCAACGAAGGAGGUCGCAUAUCGAUUAAACACGUGGAAAGAGUGGAUGGGUUGAUGGGUGUGCUGGCAACACGUUUGAUUACCGCGUGUAAAUAACAACAACCCAACGAGCACUGCAGAAGUUGCAAGGACUCUUUCCUUGGAUAUUGUGCAACAAUCACAUGCUACCGAAGCCCCAAAUGCAAAGUCCAAAAGACGAUGAACAAAAGCCAACGGCUCCAAGGGCUCAAGCGCCGGAAAAGCCCACUCGCAAGCGGAAUCAAGUUAAAAUUCCGCCCAAGAUCAGGGCCCCAAAACCAACACCCACCGCUGUUCUCUGUGAAUUGACUCGCCUGAAGGCGCAGCAAAAAUAUCUCGAAUGCAAUCAAGUCAAGCUGAAUCCGAAUAAUUUCAUACUCAAAGAUGACGAGGAUACAGCUCCUUGCGAAGAGACGGAAACUGGUCGAAAUCCACGACCAAACAGUUCCUCCACCGCAGAUCUAAUAAGUUUAAUCAACGAAAUCGAACAGGAGAAACUGGUGCUCAAUGAAAAGCUGAAGCUAUAUUACAGCGAAAAGCGCGGAGAGCUUCAGGAUAUGUGGCACUUUGUGGCCACCAUUAAGGAGGACGUCUUUCGGCCCGAACGUCUUAGCCAAUAUACAGUGAAUGCUUUGCGAGAACGAAUUGUUGGCCUAAAUGCCCAAUUGUGCCGCUUGGCUGCUCAGAACUCAAAGGAGCUCGCUGAAUUGAAGGAGCAGUACAAUCAAUUGGAAAGUGAAAAUAAGCUGUUGUGGAAAGGUAGCAUGUAGCAUAACAGUUUUCAUAGAUAAUAUUGAUUUAAACUCUAUAGUUAAAAAAUUACAAAAUUUUCUUGAAGUUAAAUUCAUUGAAAUUAAGUUUAAUAAUGGUUCUCACUAAAUUGUCUUAGAUUUAUUUACUUUGCUCAUCACAAUCAUCCCAAAAAUUUAUAUUGUACUGUAUUGUAUUGUUUUUAAACCAAUAAAGAAAUACUUGUAACUUG
Messenger RNA from Drosophila yakuba, 4827 nucleotides. RefSeq lists its product as uncharacterized. NCBI's taxonomy places the organism in Eukaryota, Metazoa, Arthropoda, Insecta, Diptera, Drosophilidae. The transcript has a single exon. The record is from RefSeq and is a predicted model, not a curated record. The coding region runs from base 3989 to 4615 and encodes 208 amino acids.